Cooperia oncophora is the source of this 573-nucleotide messenger RNA. The record is from the annotation of a GenBank genome assembly. Lineage: Eukaryota; Metazoa; Nematoda; Chromadorea; Rhabditida; Trichostrongylidae.
AUGUUUCCUUUAACGUGGUUGUCCUGGUGUUCGCCGAUAGAAACGCAUCGUCCACUAAGUCAAGAAGCUUCCAGGCCUACGAAGCCUCGGCAGAUAUGGUUUGAUAAGCCUCUAGGUCCUUAUCAUAACCCAAGUUCUGCUUGGUUGAAAAUUUUUGGUGUAUCGCUGUUUUGUUUAUGCCUCGCUUUACCCACCUAUCUCGGAUCCAGCAAGAUCCAUGCGAAUAUCGACUACCGAGAGCUUCUUCCAGCCGAUUCGCCUAGUGGUAAAGGCGUUCACUUUAUGAACGACGUUGUGUGGCCAGAGUUCUUCAAUGUGCUGUUUUUCAUUGAACGACCACCCACCUUCGAUGACCCUUCAUCGUAUAAAAGAUUUAAAGAAAUGAUCUCUGAAAUCGAAUCACUUCCGGGUACUGUGAAUAAUUCGGGUAUGAUGUGGAUUAAUGACUUCAAACGUCACACAGACAUGAAGGACAAUGUAUCUGCUCUGGACAUGUCGUUAUUCGAAGAUUUUAUUACACAUGACGUCUACAAGGCUUGGAAAUCUGGAGUACGGUAUCGGAUAGAGAAGUGA